UCCAACACGGAGUGUGAAGUGUCAGCAUCUCUCCAGUCGCACGCCCAUCAUUCGUGGUAACCAUUCUCUUGUUGUCGUCUGCAUUUUCAUUUACCAAUAUUUUGACGCUUUUGACAUGCUUGCUCAGGUUAAAUAUUGCACCAUAGAUACGAAUUUUUAACCAACUGGGUGGACAAUAAUUUUGCAGAAGAAUUGUGCGCCGCGCGUCUUUAUUUUUCUUGAGCGCUAAUCAUCACUUGUGUUUAUUCAUCUACAACAAUUAUUUCCUGCCAUCGUGGUAGGUCGGCUGUGUAGCCGUCUCUCAAACAUAGCAAAGGAUUAAGUUACAGCUGGUGGCGGAUUAUUCUAUUGCCUUCCUCUUGUCAAGGUCUAGUCUUCGGCCUUUAGCUUUUCCAAUUGAGGUUGCCUGAAAUCGAGUAAUGUCGUUCCGAAGAGGCGUGGUCAGACAGAGCAAGUUCAGGCACGUUUUCGCACAGGCUUGGAAGGCGGAGCACUGCAUCGAUGAUGUCCGAGUGUCCCGCGUCACAUGGGACGGGCCCCUCUGCGCUGUGAACCCCAAAUUCACCGCAGUCAUCAUCGAAUCAGGCGGAGGAGGGGCCUUCCUCGUUCUGCCACUCAACAAGAGUGGCAGGAUUGACCAGGCCACUCCCACGGUCUGUGGACACGCAGCCCCGGUGCUGGACGUCCAGUGGUGUCCUCAUGACGACAACAUCAUCGCCAGUGCCUCGGAGGACUGCACCGUAAAGGUGUGGGAGAUCCCUGAUGGAGGGCUGACUGGGCCAAUGACAGAGCCCGUAGUGACACUGGAGGGCCACAGCAAACGAGUGGGGAUCCUGGCCUGGCACCCGACAGCCUUCAACAUCCUCCUAACUGCAGGCUGUGAUAACCUGGUGUGUGUGUGGGAUGUGGGCACGGGGGAGCUGGUGUACCAGAUAGGCGAUGCCCACCCCGACCUGAUCUACAGCGUGAGCUGGAACCGGGACGGCAGUGCCAUCUGCACCGUGUGCAAGGACAAGGCGCUGCGUGUCAUCGACCCACGACGGGGCACCGUCCUCAAGGUGAAAGAGAAGGUCCACGACGGCACCAGGCCCAUGAGGGCCGUGUUCCUCUCCGACGGGAAGAUCCUGACCACAGGCUUCAGCCGCAUGAGUGAAAGGCAGCUAGCCUUGUGGGAUACGAGUGAUAUGUCUGAGCCAAUGGCAGUGCAGGAGAUGGACACCAGUAACGGUGUUCUCCUUCCCUACUACGACCCUGACACUAACAUGGUCUACCUGUGUGGAAAGGGGGACUGCACCAUCCGGUACUUUGAGGUGACGGACGAAUCGCCUUACGUCCAUUUCCUCAGCCUGUACAGCAGCAAAGAGCCCCAGCGAGGAGCAGGCUUUCUCAGCAAGAGGGGUGUGGACGUCAACAAGUGUGAGAUAGCCAGGUUCUACAAAUUGCAUGAGAGGAAAGUAGAGCCCAUUUCUAUGACAGUACCACGGAAGUCAGACCUGUUCCAGGGGGACCUGUACCCGGACACGGCCGGUGUGGAGCCCUCCCUCCUGGCCGAGGACUGGAUCGCUGGGCAGGACGCGCCGCCCCUGCUUGUCUCUCUGAGCGGGGGCUACGCUGGCGCCCCCUCCAAGCACAGGGACAACCUCAGGAACAAGCCCAAGCUGCUGUCACAGGGCUCCGGGAAGGAUUCUUCCCCAGUCCCCCAGCAGGCCGCCUCGCCCACGGCAACCACCACCACCGCCGUCACCAGGGAAAUGGAGAGCGAGGGGGUGGGGGUGGUGCAGCAGAGGGUUACUCAAGGAGAAGGAGCAUCCGAUAGGGUGAAAAGAGAGGAGGAGGUGCUGAGCGAGGUGCUAGCGGAGGUGAAGGCCCUGCGUUCAGUGGUCUUGGCCCAGGGCCAGAGGAUCGAGCUGCUGGAGAGGCAGCUGGUCCGCAUUGAGGACGGGGACGUCUGAUUGGCCGAGGGGCGUCACCACUACACCCAAAGGGCAUUCUUACUAAGACUCCAUAGACCAUAGCCUUACUAGAAUCAACAGCAGUACCUUAAGCUGUUUGGGAGUGGGAUGAUGUAGUGAAGUAUAGCUCAGUGACUAACUGUGUGAAUCACAGAGGGGUCGAGAAUAAGGUGAAUUAUUAUAGUGAAGGUGUACAGAGACCAAUUUGGAUUCUGUGGGUGAAUCUAAAUGGUGUUUUCUUGUUACCACGCGUCCUCUCUCCUCGCCUUCUCAAAACGCAUUUGUAGAGAAAGUCAGAGGUUCCUCCCCUCGGACCUUCUCUUCCAAUGGGUUUUUGAGAAGGAAGCGAGGAGAGAGCAUGCGAGGAGUCACGGAAAUACAAUUGAGAUGCACCCGACAACUCUUUAGAUGCUGCUUCAGUUAGAUAGCAGGUGAUACAGGAUGAAUGGAGAUCAUCUGCAUAGGACUUCCAUACUGCAGUAAGAUAUGUCUCCGGGUUUUAUAAAGGUGCAUCGAUGGUGACACUAUUUGAAGGUGUAUCACUACAAAACUUAAGACAUGCAGAAUCAAUUGUAGCCUACUCACGAAUCCUUAUGCCAGUAUGACAUCUGGCACAAAGGUCUAUUAUGUUAAUUUGGCACAUUUACAAAAUGGCACAUCUUUAGAUUGCCAGAUCAUUUACAGUUGCUGUGUUCAUUGAAGCACUCACAUUGUGAAUCCAUUAGGGAUUGUUUCAGCAGGUAGUUACAGCUGCUAAUCAUGAUGUCAUAUCCAUUUUAUUAUUAAUACUUAUACAUUUGUACAUGUAUGGCUUUAUACAUUGGCUUUAUUCAUUACCAUCAUAGGAAUCUAUUACCCUACAAUCAGACCAUUGGUAUUAUCAAUAUAAUUGUAUAUGCUAAUAUCGCUAUACUGUUUACAAAACUGCGCUGGUUCAUUGCGAUUGGAUAAGUUGUAUUGAAUUGUGCUGUAUUGCGCCUAUAUUGACAUAUAAAGAAAAACAGGUCGGUCAAUUUCCAAAAAGCGCUUUUUCUUACAAAUUAUGUGAAGGACGUGAGUUGAAGGAGGUAGUUUAAAAACAUUCCCAUGUAUGUUAAUCUCUUUUUGGGUGAUUUUUGUAAGUAUUUUUUUUUUUUUACCUUAGAGAAGGUAACACUUAAUUUGUGCUCUCCAACUUAAAAGUUGUCUUAGGUGAACACAGCAACAUGCAGUAUCAUUUGUCACAAAGGGUUAUAAACUCCAAUGACAGCUUAUAACAGGGUUCAAGUUAAGUGUUACCUCAGAGAAUGUUUUCCAAGCAGAACAAACAUAAUAUGAUACCAUUAAAAACAUAGCAGUUCUAUGAGUGUCACGAGGCAUAGAACUUAAAACGUUACAAUGAUUUUUUUUUUUUUUUUUUUUUUAACUGUGUGAAUUAUGUAAUCUAAGUCUGUAGAACCUAAUAGACUAAUGUAGCAGCAGCUGUUGUGUUUCUAUUUGAAGAUGGGAAAGAAAGGGCAUACGAUGCUCGACUGUUGGACGGAACUGAAAAAUAAUAGUUCACUGUGUUACAUUUAGAUUUAUCAGCAGUUUAUACCUCAUCCCUUUGCAGCCUCGGGUACAGUUCACAUAUAGCCUGGUCCCAGAUCUGUUUUAGGCUGUAUUGUCGACAAUGACUACAGGAGUUGGCGAGACAGCACAAACAGUUCUGGGACCAGGUUAGUUCACAUCGGGCUCAUCACGUGAUUAUUUUAUUUACUUGAUUAAUAUUUCUGUAUGCACUGUCAUACUACACAUCAUGUUAUGUGUGUGGUUGUGAACCAAUAGGUGAUGAAAAUGACUCCACUGUGAGAAUCUUCCAAUAAACACUCCUUCCUCUUUUG
This is a messenger RNA of Coregonus clupeaformis (lake whitefish), 3814 nucleotides long. Its product is annotated as coronin-1B-like. NCBI's taxonomy places the organism in Eukaryota, Metazoa, Chordata, Actinopteri, Salmoniformes, Salmonidae. Gene Ontology annotation, molecular function: actin filament binding. Gene Ontology annotation, biological process: cell migration; actin filament organization. The transcript is spliced from 11 exons. Bases 420 to 1952 code for a protein of 510 amino acids. The record is from RefSeq and is a predicted model, not a curated record.